AAAGUUCGGUCGGGUUACGCCCCCCAAAAUCCAAAAGCGAGGGAAUCAUAUAAACACCCAACAAAAUUACAAAUCCAACCGCAAAAUUAUCCAUUUCCUCUUCAUUUAUCCCUCAAAAUCAAACCCAAAAUUAAACAACUUUAAUUAAUGGCAACAGCUACAUCUAUCCAAUCCGAUAUCCUCUCAGCUCUCCACCUCGCCAAUUCCAUCUUCUCACGCGCCACCGCCCCCUUCUCUUCCCGACGAUUACUCUUAUCCUCUUCCUCGCUUAAAACGCCGUCCUUCUCCUCUUUCAGACUCAGAGCCUUCUCCUCCUCCUCUUCCACCGAUUCAACUCAACAACAACCGUCAGUCAAACUUCCUGAAAAACCCCCGAUUUGUACGGCCGACGAGCUUCACUACGUCUCCGUUCCUAAUUCCGACUGGCGCCUCGCUCUCUGGCGUUAUUUUCCUUCUUCUCAGGCGCCUCCCAGGAAUCAUCCGCUGUUGUUACUCUCCGGAGUCGGCACCAAUGCCAUCGGUUAUGAUCUCUCUCACGGGUCAUCUUUUGCACGGUACAUGUCUGGCCAAGGAUUUGAAACAUGGAUUCUUGAAGUUAGAGGAGCUGGUUUAAGUGUACAAGAAAGUAAUCCUAAACAAAUUCAGCAGUCUGCUCAUGCUGUCUCUGCAGAGAUGGAAGCUGCUGCUGCGGGCGCGACUGUGACUGAUGAGCCUUUUUCUAGUGUGGACCAGCAGCUGAACAAUGCUCCCAGUGGACCGAGUUCCUUGUCGGAUUCUGAUGAAGGUUUGGUUGUUAAGGAGGAUUCAACAGGGAUAGCAACUGUGUGGGAUGAAUCGAAGUUGGUAACGAAGUUGUCGGAAACUCUUAUGCGCUUGUCCGAAAUGCUUUCUGGGUUCAUCAGUGAAGGCCAGUUGAAGAUGAUUUCUGAUAAGCUAUUUGAGCAGACAGCUAAACUUUUACAAGAUUCUCAGUUAUCCGAACGCUUUGAUGAGAUACGGGGAAAGCUUUUGAGAUUGCUGGAAACUAGACAAAAUUCGAUUAUUGCUAGUCAAAUAAGGGAUCUUAGCCAACAGUUUGUAAAUAUUUUCGAGGAAGGUCAAAUAUCUGUUUCGCCUCAGCUGUUUGACUUGCAAGAACGUCUUUCUGCGACUAUAGAAGAUUUUCAGAAACAGCUCGACUUGAUUGUUAAGUAUGACUGGGAUUUUGAUACUUACCUGGAAGAAGAUGUUCCUGCUGCGAUGGAAUACAUAAGAGCGGAAAGCAAGCCCAAGGAUGGAAAAUUGCUUGCAAUUGGACAUUCCAUGGGAGGUAUCCUACUCUAUGCAAUGCUUUCACGAUGUGGCUGUGAUGGAAGAGACUCUGGACUGGCUGCUGUUGUUACUCUGGCAUCAUCAUUAGACUAUACAUCUUCAAAUUCAAGACUCAAAUUGCUUUUGCCCCUUGUAGAUCCUGCUCAGGCUCUUAGUGUACCUGUUGUUCCCUUGGGUGCAUUAUUGUCAGCAGCAUUUCCUCUUUCAUCUCGUCCUCCUUAUGUGCUAUCUUGGCUCAAUUACAUGAUAUCAGCACAGGACAUGAUGCAUCCGGAGUUAUUAGAAAAGCUUGUCUUGAAUAAUUUUUGUACUAUACCCGCCAAACUUCUCCUGCAGCUUACGACAGCUUUUCGAGAUGGUGGAUUAUGUGAUAGGAGUGGUAAAUUUUUCUAUAAGGACCAUCUACCCAAGAACAACGUACCUGUCUUAGCUUUAGCUGGAGACCAAGAUCUAAUUUGCCCACCUGACGCUGUAGAAGACACUGUUAAGCUCAUUCCCAAACAUCUGGUUACUUAUAAAUUGUUGGGAGAACCUGAAGGUCCGCAUUAUGCACACUAUGAUUUGGUGGGAGGAAAACUGGCAGUGAAGCAAAUUUAUCCUUGCAUAAUUCAGUUUCUUAGUCAACAUGACUGACAUGAUUAUCUGGUUAGUUCAACUUCGUUGCCCACGCAAUUCAUUCCUGCAGCAAGCGUUAUUUUUCUUGCACAAGAAAUACAUUUCUUCAAUUGGCAACUGGAUUCAACUUUGAAAUUGGUGCUGAGGUGGACAUUUAUCUUGAUAAUGAAGCGAGUCAUACGAGAAAGAUCAUCAUAGCGUUGAUCUAGAGAUUUGCAAAAUGGGGAACAAUGUUUCAAUUAUUUGCCCGAGUUCUAGUCUGAUAUUUGAAAAUCAGAAUCUAGCUGAAAGAAAGAGUAAAAUUGAAGAUUAAUGGUUAUGUUUCUACACUCAGUUGCUUAUGAUUAUGAAUCAGUGUCAAUUGUUACAAUAUGUUUUCUCAAUGAAUAGAUAAAUUAUUGUUCAUCCGAA
Messenger RNA from Mercurialis annua (annual mercury), 2337 nucleotides. RefSeq lists its product as uncharacterized. Gene Ontology annotation, molecular function: serine-type endopeptidase activity. The transcript is spliced from 8 exons. Bases 148 to 1944 code for a protein of 598 amino acids. Lineage: Eukaryota; Viridiplantae; Streptophyta; Magnoliopsida; Malpighiales; Euphorbiaceae. The record is from RefSeq and is a predicted model, not a curated record. Gene Ontology annotation, biological process: proteolysis.